AUGACACACCAGCCUCCGUCUAUCUCUGAGUCUGAUCGGCAACGGACAUCCUAUCCCCGUCGGCCCGACAACGUCAUCAGGUAUGACACACCGGCCCUCGCUUCUCCACCAAAGUCCCCUAAAAAUGCCAGCAGCCGCCGUAGCACAGUCGCUUAUGUAACGCCUGUGCCAAAGGAUUUGCCCGACCGCCCCCGCGCUUUCAAACGCCUCGCGGACGAGCGUCACCCACGCCUCCAACGCGCGCUGCCCGAAGCCGUAUUCGACCAACUCAGUCGAGAACGCGAAGCAGGCGCCCCACAUCAGUACACCACCACCGAACUCAGAGCCGUCGUCAGGCACGUCUCCACACUCCCGCCACCUUCCACCGCGCUCCCGACUAUCGACUGGGACGCCGUCGAGCAAGCCAAACUCGCAGCGCACGACGAUCGCCAGCACUUCCAAGCGCAACGCAAUCAAGCUAACGCUAGGCGAAACGCGCACGCCAGCGCCUCUUCCAGCCGACCUCUGGCGGAUCGCCUUGCCGCUGCCCCUACCUACACACCCAUCGCCCCGAAGCCCAUCACCAUCAACUUCUCCUGCUACUCAGCCGCCGACCUCGCUCGCAUCUUCGCGCCGAAAUUUGCGGCCACCCUCAAGCGCUUCAACGUCCUCGAAACGCUCGACUGUCCCGACGUUCUAACUGACAACAUCAGCGCUGCCUUCAAACUCCGCGACCGCCUCGCCCACCUCGAUCGCACCCUCAAGGACGUAUCUCGUGUCAUUAGCAUUGAGGAGUGGAACCGCUGGGACUCAGGAUUGAAGCAGAUCGGAGGGAUCUCGUUCAAAGGACUACGGCGUAACCGAGUCCAAGUUUUUAAAUCACUUCGUGCAGUUUGGGUCAACGGCCCCUUCGAUUAG
Messenger RNA from Phanerochaete carnosa HHB-10118-sp, 897 nucleotides. RefSeq lists its product as uncharacterized. NCBI's taxonomy places the organism in Eukaryota, Fungi, Basidiomycota, Agaricomycetes, Polyporales, Phanerochaetaceae. The coding region runs from base 1 to 897 and encodes 298 amino acids. The transcript has 2 exons. The record is from RefSeq and is a predicted model, not a curated record.